Messenger RNA from Hippopotamus amphibius kiboko, 2727 nucleotides. RefSeq names its product Wnt family member 16 (gene WNT16). Gene Ontology annotation, cellular component: extracellular region. Gene Ontology annotation, biological process: neuron differentiation; cell fate commitment; canonical Wnt signaling pathway. The coding region runs from base 335 to 1423 and encodes 362 amino acids. Gene Ontology annotation, molecular function: cytokine activity; frizzled binding. Lineage: Eukaryota; Metazoa; Chordata; Mammalia; Artiodactyla; Hippopotamidae. The transcript has 4 exons. The record is from RefSeq and is a predicted model, not a curated record.
GGGGGCGAUGGAGACAGAGCUACACCAACAGAAGUUUCUCACCUUGGAACGCGAGAGACGCUCCGCAUCUCCCGCACAUCUUCAGCUCGAUGCCGGAGGGGGGCCCCAAGCUACUUUCUCAACUUCCUCACGCUGCUCCCCGCUCGCGAGGGGAAGGCUUCUGAGAGCCCCUACUACGGCUGGCCUUCUUUUUACGUCGUCCGCAGGGAGAAAGGAGGCGAGGGAAGACUUGGUGCUGGGGAACUGACCUCUGGCCUUGGUGCUGGGGAACUGAGCUCUGGGUGGGGAGGGUCGAAGAGGGGUGGCUGGGGCUGGGGGACUCCAUGCGGGGGCCAUGGACAGAGCAGCGCUCCUGGGACUGUCCCGCCUGUGCGCGCUGUGGGCAGCCCUGCUCGCGCUGUUCCCCUGCGGAGCCCAAGGAAACUGGAUGUGGUUGGGCAUCGCCUCCUUUGGGGUUCCGGAGAAGCUGGGCUGCGCCAACUUGCCGCUGAACAGCCGCCAGAAGGAGCUGUGCAAGAAGAAACCGUACCUGCUUCCGAGCAUCCGGGAGGGCGCCCGGCUGGGCAUUCAGGAGUGCAGGAGCCAGUUCAGAUACGAGAGAUGGAACUGCCUGGUGGCCGCCGCCGCCCCGCCGGGCACCAGCCCUCUCUUUGGCUACGAGCUGAGCAGCGGCACCAAGGAAACAGCAUUUAUUUACGCUGUGAUGGCUGCGGGCCUGGUGCAUUCUGUGACCAGGUCAUGCAGUGCAGGCAACAUGACUGAGUGUUCCUGUGACACCACCUUGCAGAAUGGCGGCUCAGCGAGUGAAGGCUGGCACUGGGGGGGCUGCUCUGAUGAUGUCCAGUAUGGCAUGUGGUUCAGCAGAAAGUUCCUAGAUUUCCCCAUCAGAAACACCACGGGAAAAGAAAGCAAAGUACUGUUAGCAAUGAACCUACAUAACAAUGAAGCUGGAAGGCAGGCUGUUGCCAAUUUGAUGUCAUUAGACUGUCGGUGUCAUGGAGUUUCCGGCUCCUGUGCUGUGAAAACAUGUUGGAAAACCAUGUCUUCUUUUGAAAAGAUUGGCCAUCGGUUGAAGGAUAAAUACGAAAACAGUGUCCAAAUCUCAGACAAAAUAAAGAGGAAAAUGCACAGGAGAGAAAAAGAUCAGAGGAAUAUACCGAUCCGCAAGGACGAUCUGCUCUACGUUAAUAAGUCUCCCAACUACUGUGUACAGGAUAAGAAACUUGGGAUCCCAGGGACCCAAGGCAGAGAGUGCAACCGCACGUCAGAGGGCGCAGAUGGCUGUAACCUCCUAUGCUGUGGCCGAGGCUACAACACCCACGUGGUCAGGCACGUGGAGAGAUGUGAGUGCAAGUUCAUCUGGUGCUGCUAUGUCCGCUGCAGGAGGUGUGAAAGCAUGACUGAUGUCCACACUUGCAAGUAACCACUCCACUCAGCCUUGGGCAAGAGUCCUCAGUGACAGCCUACGAUGCGAGUCCCGCACAGAGGGUGCCUCCCAAUGUGCAGGGUUGGGGAAGUUGACUCCUGCCUCCUCAAGUUCCCAGAUCCUCGAGUCUCUCUCAGAGGUCCCCUUACCUGAUCGAUGUCCAAUCACCCACAAAGCAGGUGGAUUUCUUGGAACUCUAAAACUGAAAAAGUUCAGAAUCAUAGUUUGGUGAUUUAGGGAAUAUAUAUUGAUAUACAAGGAAUAUAAUGUGUCUCGUAAGCAAGAAAGAACAGAAAGGAGCCUUCGUGGACAGAUACCUGGUCCAUACUCAGGAUAAGAUCCUUGACUACAGACUUCAGUUAUGGAACUCAGUAGUGGUGGGUGAAUAUUAGUCAUUUUUAAAAGACACCUAUUAUAGCAGCAAGGAGCAGUAAGCAUGAAUCUCAUUUAUUCUCUCAGUAUUUUUUAUGAAGAAAUCAUACUAUUUGUGCAUAGAAACAGAAGAUGUUGACAAGUUAACAGAAGUGGUGGGUGCCUGCUUACACUUUCAUUCAUUUCAGAAGAAAGAAUCUUCAUAAGUGAUACAACAUCCCUAAAACAUGUUUGUUAGAGAUAUGUAGUGACAAAAAAAAAAAAAAAAAAAGGGCAAAAUGUAAAAAGUAAAAUGUAUGAUUUAGAUUUUAAGAGACUUUUAACCAGGAGAAUUUAUCUAGAAAAGUAUCAGUAAGAUAUAUAGCAACCUUUAUCUUUGGCUUCACACUUUCAUUAUAGACCAGUUUCCACUAUUAGAAACUUGGCUCUGAAAUACUGGAGGAGGAAGGGAUCCUGAAAGCGUGUGGGAAAAUUAGAGGUAAAAAUAUAAAGGGCUUUCAUACAUUGUAAGGAAAAGCACCUUUAAAUGUGUAAAGACAGUAUUUUGUACAGUAUUUUGCUAAAUUUUUUUAUAUUUUGUAAAUACUGUAUUUAAGGUAUAUGAUAUAGAUUGAAACUUAAGAUAUUUUUUGCCAAAGUCCAAGAGCUAAGGCAAUAAAAUUAUCUCAGAAAUAAUAUUAGCUUCUGUUUCCUUUCAUACUAUUAACUCUGACAUUUUUUUAUACAUUGAAUAAGCUCAUUGAGCAGUUAGUUACAUGGAUGUGUAUUUCCUGCCAAAAUGGCAGUUUAAUAUGUUAUAAAUUAAAAUAUGCUGCAAUAUAUUGAUAAUUGUGCUAUUUCAGCAGUCAGAUUAGUUGAAUUCUGUUUUAAAUUAAAGUUUAACUUGUAAGGUUAUUAUAAUAAAUUAUACAGUAAAAGUCUUAACUGGA